Schistosoma bovis is the source of this 948-nucleotide messenger RNA. Lineage: Eukaryota; Metazoa; Platyhelminthes; Trematoda; Strigeidida; Schistosomatidae. The record is from the annotation of a GenBank genome assembly.
GUUAAGCGAAAGCUUCUUCUAUUCCGUCCACAACCAUUUGAACCAUUUGAACAGUUUAAGAACAAUUUCAAAAAACUCGCAACAGGCGCCGAUAAUCACUGGGUUAAUUUCCUCUUCGUUGGCCGUAAGUUGACAUUCAAGGUAUUAAAGGUAAUUCUACUGCUAGAAUAUGUUUGUUUAUAACACCUGUUUCUUAUCUACUUUAUACAACUGGAGGAAAGGUAUAUUGUACUCACAGAUGAUAAAUUUGGUUGGAACUAGACGUCAGUUUGCGGUCCAAGAUCUAUGCACUACUUACUUGUCACAGGCUCCUGUUAGAAAUCUACGAAUCUCUAGCGUUAGAGCUAGUCAUAUUAGUCUGCUUUGUUCCCUUUGAACAAUUUGGCUUAAACAAUGUCCAUUUUUGACCAAUUUCGAGAUAUUGAACCUGAUCGCAUCCGCAAUAGCAUAGUAUCAAUUAUUGCAGGAUUUUUAUUUGCAUUAGGCUGGUGGAUAGCAAUUGACGCAGCUGUACUUUUCGCUGAAAACAAUUCUUUACCUAAUGCAUAUCAUACAGCUGGAGUAUUCAGCACCAUUGCUUUCAUAUUAAUUAACAGUGUUCCUAACGGAGUGUUGAGAGAUGAAUUUUCAGACAGUCGUAUCGGUCGUCGUGGAGCACUUAUAUGCCUAUUUUUCGCUUUCUCAAUGGCAUUUAGUAGUACAAUAGCUGCAUGUUGGAUACUAUUUGGAGGUUAUAUCGCUGUAGAUAAAACACCAGUAUGGCCAGGUGUAGCUAUACUAUUACAAAAUCUACUAAUUUGUAUAUCAUCAAUUUUAUUCAAAUUUGGCAGAAAAGAUCUUAGUGAUUUCUAAUCUGCUCAUUUUAAAAAUAUUAUUCUCACUUGAUUGCUCACUAAUUUAUUGAUUCAUUUAAUAACAUUAUCGCCAUAGUACCAAAUGAACAAUGAA